GCAAGCUAAUGAAGAAUAUCAAGUGCUGGCUAAUUCAUGGCGGUAUUCAUCUGCUUUUUCAAAUAAACUGUUUUUCACAAUAGUGGAUUAUGAUGAAGGGGCAGAUGUUUUUCAACAGCUGAAUAUGAACUCUGCUCCGACUUUCAUGCAUUUUCCUCCAAAAGGUAAACCCAAGAGAGCUGACACAUUUGACCUGCAGAGGAUCGGAUUUGCAGCUGAGCAGCUAGCUAAAUGGAUAGCUGACAGAACAGAUGUUCAUAUUAGAGUGUUCAGGCCUCCUAACUAUUCUGGUACGAUUGCACUGGCUCUUCUGGUAUCUCUUGUUGGUGGCUUGUUAUAUUUGCGAAGAAAUAACUUAGAGUUCAUCUACAACAAAACUGGCUGGGCCAUGGCAGCUCUGUGUGUUGUAUUUGCUAUGACAUCUGGUCAGAUGUGGAAUCACAUCCGUGGACCCCCAUAUGCACAUAAAAAUCCUCAGAAUGGACAAGUGAGUUACAUACAUGGAAGCAGUCAGGCUCAGUUUGUUGCAGAAUCACAUAUUAUUCUUCUGCUGAGUAUCCUUCAAACUGGUGAUAAAUAG
This is a messenger RNA of Balearica regulorum gibbericeps (East African grey crowned-crane), 580 nucleotides long. Lineage: Eukaryota; Metazoa; Chordata; Aves; Gruiformes; Gruidae. The record is from RefSeq and is a predicted model, not a curated record.